This is a messenger RNA of Phyllostomus discolor (pale spear-nosed bat), 2193 nucleotides long. RefSeq names its product neutrophil cytosolic factor 2 (gene NCF2). Gene Ontology annotation, biological process: superoxide anion generation; phagocytosis; respiratory burst. The record is from RefSeq and is a predicted model, not a curated record. Gene Ontology annotation, molecular function: protein binding; superoxide-generating NADPH oxidase activator activity. Gene Ontology annotation, cellular component: NADPH oxidase complex. NCBI's taxonomy places the organism in Eukaryota, Metazoa, Chordata, Mammalia, Chiroptera, Phyllostomidae. The transcript has 15 exons. The coding region runs from base 258 to 1835 and encodes 525 amino acids.
CCCCCACACUCCGCCCCCCCGGCCUAUCUCUCUGUCUCUUUCCUUUUCUCUGGUGGCCCGGCUCUGCGUCAGUUUCCGAAAGGUGGGGACAUUUCCUGACGCCUUUGCAACACUGGGAGGCUGUCUUAAGGGAGGCUGGACCCACUCCGAGCUGGAGGCCGGGAACGCUAAGGCCGGGGCUGCUGUGCCGGGGACGGGCCGCUCACCCUCCGCCUGCCUCUGGCCAGCGCACACGGCCCACUGGUGUCCGCCCGACCAUGUCUCUGGCUGAGGCCAUCAGCCUCUGGAACGAUGGGGUGCUGGCAGCCGACAAGAAGGACUGGAAGGGAGCCCUGGACGCCUUCUCUGCCAUCCAGGACCCCCACUCCAGGAUUUGUUUCAACAUGGGCUGCAUCUACACCAUCCAAGAAAACCUGGCCGCGGCCGAGAAGGCCUUCUCCCGAAGCAUCAACCGAGACAAGCACCUGGCCGUGGCCUACUUCCAGCGCGGGAUGCUCUACCACCAGAUGGAGAAGUACGAUCUGGCGCUCAAGGACCUUAAAGAGGCCUUGACUCAGCUUCGAGGGAACCAGCUGAUAGACUACAAGAUCCUGGGGCUGCAGUUCAAGCUGUUUUCCUGCGAGGUCUUGUACAACAUUGCUCUCAUGCACGCCAAGAAGGAGGAAUGGAAAAAGGCUGAGGAGCAGUUGGCAUUGGCUAUGAGCAUGAAGUCCGAGCCCAGGCAUUCCAAAAUCGACAAAGCCAUGGAGUGCGUUUGGAAGCAGAAGCUGUACGAGCCGGUGGUGAUCCCCGUGGGCAGGCUCUUCCGACCCAACGAGAGGCAAGUGGCCCAGCUGGUCAAGAAGGAUUACCUAGGCAAGGCUACGGUGGUGGCAUCCGUGGUGGAUCACGACAGCUUCUCCGGGUUUGCACCUCUGCAGCCACAGGCAGCCGAGCCUCCGCCCAGACCCAAAACGCCAGAGAUCUUCAGGGCUCUGGAAGGGGAGGCUCACCGCGUGCUGUUCGGGUUUGUGCCCGAGACGCCAGAGGAGCUCCAGGUCAUGCCUGGGAACAUCGUCUUUGUCUUGAAGAAGGGCAAUGAUAACUGGGCCACGGUCAUGUUCAACGGGCAGAAGGGGCUCGUGCCCUGCAACUACCUGGAGCCAGUGGAGCUGCGGAUCCACCCUCAGCAGCAGCCCCAGGAGGACGCUUCCCCGGAGUCCGACAUCCCGGCUCCGCCCAAAGCCAGCGCUCCCAGAAGACCCCUGCAGCCACCAGGCCAGAAAGACGAAGAGCCCAAGGAAAUAAAGCUCAGCGUCCCCAUGGCCUACACACUCAAGGUGCACUACAAGUACACGGUCGUCAUGGAGACGCAGCCCGGCCUCCCCUACAGCCAGAUCCGGGACAUGGUGUCCAAGAAACUGCAGCUCUUGCCGGAACACACUAAGCUGAGCUACCGGCCCAAGGACAGCAACGAGCUGGUGCCCCUCUCGGAGGACAGCAUGGAGGCCGCCUGGGCCCAAGUGAAAAACUACUGCCUGACCCUGUGGUGUGAGAACACAGUGGGUGACCAGGGCGUUCCCGAGGAACCCGAGGGGAGCAGGACAUCGGAGGCGGGUCACCAGGCACCAGAACCUCAGCUCAAGGAGGGGAGCCAGGUGGUGGCCCUCUUCAGUUACGAGGCCACCCAACCGGAAGACCUGGCGUUUCUGGAAGGGGACGUGAUCCAGGUCGUAUCCAUGGUGAACAACGACUGGCUGGAAGGGGAGUGCAAAGGGAAGAUCGGCAUCUUCCCCAGGGCUUUCGUGGAGGACCGGGCCGCCACUGACCCGGACAGCACGCCCAGAGGGGUCUAGCAUGUCCUGCAACCCACGGAGUGGAAGGAAGGAAAGUGCCGUCUCCCUUGCAAGACUGAGGACGCCUCCGCGGCACACUGUGCCGAGACCGUCCAGCGGUGGAAGUGUCCGCUUUUUCCUGUUCAAGUUGGACCCAUCACAGGAGGAUGAACACCUCGGGGUGGGGUGGGGAGCGGUCGGACGUGUCCCCGAGGGCAUAAGGGGUCCUUCCAGGGUGCUGGUUUCUCACCUUCAUUGCUGGCUACCCAGGUGUGUUCACUUUGUGGGAAACUCAGUGAGCUGUGCAGCGAUUACUGGCGCACUUCUCUGUACGUGUGAUAAAAAUAAAAAACCAAGACGGCCGGAGUGCCGGCCCGAG